CUCUCCCUUCCCCUCGGACACCUCCAAACCCUAGCGGCGAUGGCGUCCGCGGCGGCGGGCGCGCCGAAGCGCUGCUACUACGAGGUCCUGGGGCUACCCCGCGACUGCUCCCCGACCGACAUCAAGCUCGCCUUCCGCCGCCUCGCGCUCUCGCUCCACCCCGACAAGCAGGCCCCCGGCUCCGACCUCGCCGCCGCCACCGCCGCCUUCCAGGAGCUCCAGCACGCUCACUCCGUCCUCUCUGACCCGCAGGAGCGCGCCUACUACGACUCCCACCGCUCCCAGAUCCUCUUCUCCGACCCAGCCUCCGCCGGCGCCAAAUCCGCCUCUCCCGUCCCGGACCUCUUCGCCUUCUUCUCCUCCUCCGCUUUCUCCGGCUUCUCCGACACGGGCCGCGGCUUCUACAAGGUCUACGGGGACGUCUUCGAUAGGGUCUUCGCGCAGGAGCUCGCCUAUGCGCGCCGGAUGGGGGUUCCUGAGCCUGCCGCGCCGCCGGUCAUUGGGAACCUCGAUUCCCCCUAUGCGCAGGUCACUGCUUUCUACAGUUACUGGCUUGGGUUCGGCUCGGUCAUGGACUUCGGGUGGGCGGCCGAGUGGGACGCCGCGCGCGGGGAGAACCGCCGUGUGCGGAGGCUCAUGGAGGAGGACAACAAGAAGGCGAUGCGCAAGGCGCGGCGGGAGUACAAUGACGCUGUCAGAGGCCUCGCUGCCUUCUGCAAGAAGAGGGAUAAGAGGGUGGUGGACAUGGCUCUUAAGAAGAAGGCGGAGGAGGAGAAGAGAAAGGCAGAGGAGAAGGAGAGGAAGAAGGAGGAGGAGAAGAGGAAGAAGGAGCGAGCCAUGGCAUAUCAGGAGCCUGACUGGGCGAGGGCGGAGGAGGAAGAGGAGGGACUGUACGAUGAAGACGAAGAAGAGGAGAUGAGGGCCAAGAAGAAGGAGGAGCUGUACUGCGUGGCGUGCAAUAAGAAGUUCAAAUCGGACAAACAGUGGAAGAACCACGAGCAGUCGAAGAAGCAUAGGGAUAAGAUCGCUGAGCUGAGGAUGGCGUUUAAGGAGGAGGAGGAAUCUUUGAAAGAGGCAGAGGAGGGGGAAGGUGAUUGGAAUGAAGUUGAUGUGGGGUUUGAUUUUAAGCCUACACAGGAGUCAGAUGAUGAGAGUGCAUUUUCAGAUGCUGCAGAAGAGUUAGCUGAAGAAUUUGAGGAAGGUUUGGAGGUGCAUGAUAAAGAGGAUGGUGAUAAGGAUUUUGAUAGUGCAGAGCAGGAGGUUGGGUCAUAUGACGAGGCAAGUGUAUUGGAGGCUAUGCUAUCAAGCCGCAAGAGCAGAAAGGGUGGUUAUGUGGCUCCUCCAGAGGAGGCUUUGUCAGGUGUUGCUGAGGAUGAUGACGAUCAUAGAAGUUCUGAAGCUAAUAAUGCAAAAAGGAAAGGACGCAGGCGACGGGCAACAAAGAAGGAACAAGAUGAAGGUAGUUAUGCUGAUAAUGAGCAUCAUGGUAAAAGUGAGGUUCAGCCUGAGGGAUCUGGCCAUGGUAAUGAUGUUGAUGAUAUGAUGGAAGGGCCAUCCUCUUCUAAGGAGGACAAUGGUUCAGUAAGCAAAGGAGAUAAGCAGAAUGGUGAAAACAUGAAUCCUAAAAAGAACAAAAAGAACAAGAAAGGCACAGAAAAGAAAACAACUGUUUCUACUGACCAGAAGGGUACAUCAAAGGCUGAACAGAAGAGCACAUCAAAGGGGAAGAAACAAAAGGAGGUCUCAAAGGCACCCAGUAAUGAUUGUGAAACUUGUGGUGGAACUUUUGAGUCAAGGAACAAGUUGUUUUCUCACUUGGAAGAAACAGGACACGCAAUGCUUAAGACGCGGCAGAAAAGUCGUCGAUGAGGGAAAUAAGUUGAACUUCCAAGCACUUUGUCACUUGUUGAUUCUGCUAGUUACCACAUAACAGCAUGAUUCUCUUAAUUUUUGGCCCAAUUUUGAUAUGUAGUGGAACAGAUUUUUUUCCUAGCUUCUGUAUGUGUAGUGUGGAGAUGAUGUUUUUGGUUACAAUGCCAUAUGGUACAGGGGGAGAAGACACUGAUAAUUACAAUAAUAACGUUAUUUGUGCGAUCUGUUAACCCUAA
Molecule: messenger RNA, 2108 nt
Organism: Sorghum bicolor (sorghum)
Lineage: Eukaryota; Viridiplantae; Streptophyta; Magnoliopsida; Poales; Poaceae
Product: DNAJ protein JJJ1 homolog
Exons: 3
Coding region: 40-1869 (609 amino acids)
Molecular function (GO): nucleic acid binding; zinc ion binding
Source: RefSeq, a predicted model, not a curated record